Molecule: messenger RNA, 2279 nt
Organism: Nanorana parkeri
Lineage: Eukaryota; Metazoa; Chordata; Amphibia; Anura; Dicroglossidae
Gene: ELF1
Product: E74 like ETS transcription factor 1
Exons: 9
Coding region: 367-2238 (623 amino acids)
Biological process (GO): regulation of transcription by RNA polymerase II; cell differentiation
Cellular component (GO): nucleus
Molecular function (GO): DNA-binding transcription factor activity, RNA polymerase II-specific; sequence-specific DNA binding
Source: RefSeq, a predicted model, not a curated record
AUGUAUGACUCAUAAGGCUGAGGCAAAGAUACCACUUCCCUAAUCUAUCGUAGCCAUUUUAACACUGCUGCCUUUUUAAAACCCUUUUCUGCUGUGCGACAUUUGGAAACGUAUACAUUCAGGGUACAAAGAAGCCAAUGUCAAGGUCCUGACGAUUCCAUGAAAAUAGCACUUUAAGAAAAUCCUUUGUCUUCGUCUAACGAAGAAAGUCAAGAAAGCUGGAAUAUAUAUAUAUGUAAGCUACAGUAGCUGAAAGAAGCACUUUGAAAGAUCCAAACUGUCCAAAUUGCUGAUUGUUGCCUUCUAAAUCGACAGUAGGGUGACCCAUUCUUCUCAUGAGGAGUUGUGGGAAGAGGAUACACUAGGAUGGCCACUGCCGUACAACAAAAUGAACUGGUGUUUGAGUUUGCAAGCAAUGUCAUGGAGGAUGACAACCAGCUUGAUGACCCUUCCAUCUUCCCCGCUGUCAUUGUGGAGCACAUUCCAAAUGCAGAUUUACUGCACACUUAUUCCGGCUUAACAUGCGUUGAUGAACCAAAUGACAUGAUCAAUGAAAACUCCCUGGAUGUAGCAGAGGAACAGAUUAUAGAAGACGAUGACCUCACUCUUACAGUUGAAGCAUCGUGUCAGAAUGGAGAUGAGACCAUGGAAACAAUUGAAGCAGCAGAGGCACUUCUUAAUAUGGAUUCUCCAGAUGCACUGCUAGAUGAGAAAAGAUUAGCUAACAUUUUCGGUGCAUCUGAUGAUGAACUGAUGAUCACUCCCAUUACACAUGUUUCUGUCACUGUUGACGGCAUUCCAGAGGUGAUGGAGAUCCACCAGAGCAUGUAUGAAGAUCCAACAGAGUCUCUGCAGGACGAGCAGCCAAAGAGGAAGAAAGCGAGAAAAGCAAGAACACCUCGCCCAGAGUCACCUACAACUACCCCAAAUAUAUCUGUGAAGAAAAAAAGCAAGGAUGGAAAAGGUAAUACCAUAUACCUUUGGGAAUUUUUGCUAGCUUUGCUUCAAGAUAAGGCUACAUGUCCAAAGUACAUCAAAUGGACUCAGCGAGAGAAGGGUAUCUUCAAGCUGGUAGAUUCCAAGGCUGUUUCAAAGCUCUGGGGAAAGCACAAGAAUAAACCCGACAUGAACUAUGAGACAAUGGGCAGAGCACUCAGGUACUAUUACCAAAGAGGUAUUCUAGCUAAGGUGGAAGGCCAACGCCUUGUCUAUCAGUUCAAGGAGAUGCCAAAGGAUCUUAUUUAUAUUGAUGAAGAAGAUUCAAGCCCUGCGGAAUACUCAGGGAGUUUGUCCUCAAACCAGCAUUUGCAUUCUCCAGUUUCUACUCCAAAUCGAAAUCAUGCAAAAGCAUCUAGAGGGGCUUCCAACACUGGACCAAGAAACAGCUCAACCACUGUUCUAAAAUCACCAAAGUCUUCAAAAGUGAAAGAUCUAGUGGAGCCUAGCCAACUCCAGGCGUCUUUAGUCCCAUCAGAUAUGUUGAGGACGGUGACUCCUUCACAGACACCUCAUCCAACCCAGCUUUUUCGGACUGUCCACUUAAUGUCUGGACAAACAGUUCCUGAACAAGGGCUAACUUGCACCAUUCACAACGACACACUUUCUUCUACACAAACUAUCAGGACUAUACAGUCUCCAGGUCAGGUCCCAGUAGUGGUUUCUCCUGGCAGUCAGCAGUUACAUACUGUAACACUCCAGACAAUGCCUCUCACCACGGUAAUAACAAGCACAGACCCAACAGCUGGUGUGGGCCCACAAAAAUUCAUCCUUCAAGCCAUUCCUUCAGGCCAGCCAAUGACCGUACUCAAGGAUAACAUGGUGCUACAGCCUCAGAAAACAGGCUCGCCUCCACCAUCAAUUGUCCUGAGCUCUAGCCAGGUUCAGCAAGUUCUGAAUGGCAAUGUACAGAGCCUUUGUAAUGGAACAGUCAGUGUGCCUUCGUCACCAGUCUUCAGUGCAACCACUCCAAUCAUGUCCUUUUCAACCAGCUCUUCGCCACUGCUUAACCACACCCCGGGCACAGUCAUCACAUCCGUGAUCAAAUCACCGGAACCCAAACAAACACUUUUUCAAGUUACCAACAGUCAUGAUUCUCAGGAAGGCCCAUCUCAAGUUGCUGAGCAAACUGAGCAAAAGUUUUCACCAUCGUGCGUGUUAGUAGUUGCCAGCCCAAAUGGAUUCCCAUCCCAGGUGGAAAUUAAACAGGAAAAUGAUACGUGGGAAUUUGAUUCCAAGUAAUAAAAAGAAAACCUCCCUAUUUAAUUUUUUUUCCAAAUGUC